AUGAUACCUUUUAUGCAUCCGGUGGCCCCAAAAGUCCCGGAUAGUGACCAUACUGCCCCUCCCACCCCACGCGUAAGCCUUCUCACAAGGCCGCACAUUAUGCAGCCCCAAACGACUGACGACACACUCUCCAUCAUCAAUAGCGACGAUUAUGCCCACCGACACGCGCCAUGGCAGAAAAAGCCAGCCUCGAUUCCAUCUCGAUCAUGCAACGACCCCAGCGUCCACAUCGGCACCACUCGCCGUGGUACAUGGGAUUUGCACAUGAAAACGACCACCAGAAAGCAGGAGUAUUCACUAUCGCCCCCCAUCUGCAGCUGUGGGAACGUUUCAAUGCAAAAUCAGCGGAGCAGCGACGAUGACAGACUGGAUGAAGACAGCCACGAGAGGGACUGGAGGGGAUCCACGAUGGUGCAGAGCUAUGCUGGAGUGUAG
This is a messenger RNA of Desarmillaria tabescens, 435 nucleotides long. RefSeq lists its product as uncharacterized. The coding region runs from base 1 to 435 and encodes 144 amino acids. The record is from RefSeq and is a predicted model, not a curated record. NCBI's taxonomy places the organism in Eukaryota, Fungi, Basidiomycota, Agaricomycetes, Agaricales, Physalacriaceae. The transcript has 2 exons.